UAUGUAUAAUAAAAAACAACAUACAUAUAGUUGUUUAAUUGUGCGUGUUAUUUUUUAUUUCACUUUUAUUCGAGCAUAUUGUUAAUAAAAUUUCCAAAGUAAUUGAUUAUUUUUUCAAGAAUCAAUUGCAACGAAUGUCGCAAAAUUAUUAUUUGUAUGAUUCUCGAGCACAAGAUGUUAACAGUGAUCAAACCUCCUUGGUAGCUGCAUUAAUGAGCCACCCCUCCAGCAUCAUCAAAAAUACUACCAGCUGUAGUUCUUCUCUGACAACGCAUUCCAUUAAAAAUAGCCACAACAACGACAACAACAUUAAUACGACACAUAAGAAGAGCCUAAUUAACCCUGCUCUAGUUAAGCGUAAGCAUUAUUCAAAGCGUGAACCGAUAUUCUUUUUCAUCAUGCGUUUAAAUUUAAAAGCUGUUCUAUUGCUACUCACCGUUGCCGUGGUAGUUAUAACCUGUGCUGUUUACAUGCGUUGUGCGGAAUUUACAUUUCCCCAUGAUUUGGUGAAAAGAUGGGAUCGCAAGUUGUACGCAGUUGGCGGCAAUAGUGACUUACUUAAUAAUAAUUUAGGCGAAGGUGCUGGAGGAGGCGGAGUAGAAGGAGAUGUCAGUGAUUUAACGCCUCUACAAGAUAUAGAAUGCUUAAUUAAUCAAGAAUACACAAUACGUUGUAAACGUGACGAGGAAGAUCAUGAAGUCUAUUUGCCAUUUUCAUUUAUACGUAAUUAUUUCGAUAUUUCCGGAUCGAUGAGUAGUCCCUCGUCUCCUCAAGCCAUUGAGAGUAUUAAUGAUGCACAAUCGCCAGUACCAAAAUUCAUGUGGAUGCAUAGUACGGCGAAAAUAAAUUUACCUAAGGGUAAAUAUGAUCCCCGGGGAUUGUUUAUGUAUUUUGAAAAUUAUAAUGUAGAGGUUCGUGAUCGUGUUAAAUGCAUAAGUGCUGCGGAUGGAGUGCCCAUAAGUAUUCAAUGGGAAAAACGUGGCUACUUUUAUCCCACGCAAAUAGCCCAGUUUGCCCUAUCACACUAUAGCAAGAACCUUACAGAGCCGGAACCAAGAAUAAGAGUAUUAGAAAAUGCCGAUAAUGUGCAAAGUUCUUGGUCCGUGCCCAGAACAAGUAAUCUUACACGUAAAUGGCAUCCAAAAUUUAACUCAUCAGUUAUUCAGUAUGAAACUGCUAUAGAUUUUGAUAGCGCUAUAACACUUAAUAACAUAGAUCAAUCUUUAGACUUGGUGUUAAAUAUUGAUUUACUGCUUAUUACCAAUAGCAGCAGUCUAAUGGUGACUGUAGAAAACCACGAAACAAAACGAUCUUAUCGAGUACACUACAUACCAGCCGAUUUAUUGUUGAGUGUGCAAGAUGAGAAUAUUUAUUAUGGCCUCAGCGUACAGGCCCUUAAUAAAUGGCGACAUUUAACGCGCGAUCUUCAUAUAGAUGUUCAAAAGGGCCUGGCUAUGGAGAGUCCAAAAAAGUCGGGCAUUAAAAUCAAACGUUCCGAAUUACGUAUUGUGUCUAUAUCAUUAAUGGGUAUAGGUUUCUUUGACAAUAUUACAUUGUCGACGUACAAUCAUUUGGCGCAUUUCUAUGAUGCUGCCGAAUGGUUUGUAAAUAAUCAAGAUUUACGUACUGGUGGCUGGCCCAAUCCAGUAAAACGUAGUCUAAAUGGUUUUGCCGAAUUGAGAUCUGGUUGGCUGUCAGCUAUGGGCCAGGGGCAUGCAAUUUCGGUGUUGGCGAGGGCCUAUUGGCAUUCAGGCGGUGAUAAAAGGUACUUAAAGGCGGCGUCGUUAGGUUUAAAACCAUAUCGGGUGUUUUCGAAAGAUGGUGGUGUUUUGGCGCAGUUUAUGGAUAAAUAUUAUUGGUAUGAAGAAUAUCCAACAACUCCAGCUUCUUUUGUGUUAAACGGUUUUAUUUACUCCCUGCUGGGACUGUACGAUCUUAAUUCAACGGCUCCCUCCAAUAUUGCCAAUGAAGCUGGUAAACUUUUUAAUCAGGGCAUGAUUUCCCUAAAGAAAAUGUUACUACUCUACGACACUGGCUCAGGGACCAGUUACGAUCUACGACAUUUAAGUUUGGGUGUUGCGCCAAAUUUAGCACGUUGGGAUUAUCAUGCCACGCAUGUAAAUCAGUUGCUGUUGUUGGCAACCAUCGAUUCGGAUCCAAUUAUUUCACAGACUGCCGAACGUUGGAAGGGUUACAUGUUUGGUAAACGAGCCAAACACAAUUGAGUAUGUCUGAGACCAGGGAGCAAUACAGUACGCCGUUGCCAUAAAUAUAAGCGCACAAAACAGACUCCCUUGGUUUCGCGAUAAUAAUUCUGUGACAGAUACUACAACUGGUUUACUAAAACUACUAGUACUCCUCUUCCUUUAAAAGAAACAUAAAAGAAAAAACAUUGAAAUGAAAAUGAUAGAAAAAUAAGUGAUAUUUGCACAUUUGAACUUAAGUAUUGUUAUUUAUUUUUGUACUUUGAAACAAAUCGAAACAGAAAAAAAAUUAACUUUCCUAAAGUUAUUUUUUUUUAAAUUUAAUUUUUUAGAAUUUAUGAUGAAAUCUAUGUUCUUGUCUUUUUAUAUACUUAUAAGUAUAAAAUCUAGAAUACUGUUAUAAACAGUAUUUUAACUCUUUAUUAGUAUUAACUUUUUUGUUUGUAUUUUUUAUUAUAUUAUAUUUUUUAUAUACAUAUAUUUUUAUUUAUGACUAUUUUUAUAAUUUCGAAUGUAUUAACUAAUGUAUUUGGUGCUGUUUUUUUAGUUUUUUAGUUUUAUAUUUUUAUUUUAUUCUCUGCUUAAUGAUAUAAAAUGUACGUACCUUUUUAUAAACUUAUAUACACGAAUAAUAACAAGAUUUUCUGUUUUAUUAUUAUUUUGCCAUUUACAUACAUACAUUAACAAACAAAACAAAAAAAAGAACUAUAACUUUUCAAUACUUUAGCUUUAACUCAAAUUAAUAAGUCUAAAUUAUGAAAAAAUUUUGUAAUAAAAAAAUGUAUACCUACAGGUUUUUGAAAAACCUUCAAACAUAUUUAUUAAUAUUUAAAACUAAACUGUAUUUUCACAGUAUCAAUUGCAAAACAAGAAAAAUAACUAUUAAACUUAACAAAUAAUGAGAAACGAAAACAAAAAUACAAA
Messenger RNA from Calliphora vicina (urban bluebottle blowfly), 3128 nucleotides. RefSeq names its product D-glucuronyl C5-epimerase (gene Hsepi). Gene Ontology annotation, biological process: heparan sulfate proteoglycan biosynthetic process. The coding region runs from base 135 to 2225 and encodes 696 amino acids. NCBI's taxonomy places the organism in Eukaryota, Metazoa, Arthropoda, Insecta, Diptera, Calliphoridae. Gene Ontology annotation, cellular component: Golgi apparatus. Gene Ontology annotation, molecular function: heparosan-N-sulfate-glucuronate 5-epimerase activity. The transcript has 5 exons. The record is from RefSeq and is a predicted model, not a curated record.